CUUCACUGGUACUGCUUCGGAGUUCGACUCAUAGCCAGUACUUGAGAUACUCCCUGUACGUGUACCGAGCGAAUAUUUGCAAGCACACGGUCGGUGGUCAGAUUGCUAGGACCUUGACAACUUACUAGUCGGAAAUACAUCGACGCCCACCUGAGCGCUACAAAUCACCAGUGGGCGCGUCUGCGCGCUACCUGAGCGCAUCCGUGAUCUCGACCUCCUUCUCCUCAUCCUCCUCACCGGAGGGCCGUGCGCGAUGGUCACCGCUGGCCCGUCCACACCUCAGCGACGAGGCGUGUGGGAACCUCUUCCGCUCAUUAUCUAUGGCUAUGCAGUGCACCCGUUGUCGCCAAACCGCCGCGACACCAAGCUCUCGAGCAGGACCCGGGCAUCGACAUUCACCAGCACAACAGACGCUUCCGGAGACGAACAUCUAGUUCACAGAGAUGUGGUCUCGCUGGAGGUUGGAGAUAACGUCUACGCGUUCGAGAAGUACACUCCGAGGGAUAAGGAGGCGGAAGGCGUAUGGUACCGAGGGUACGUUGUGUGCACAUCGCGACGCCCUCAAGUCGACUGGACACUGGUGUCCGACCCGUCUUGUUCAGCCCAGAAGGCGGCUGCGAAGGCGGAUGAAUCGCAGCAAGUCUUCAUAGGCGUCUUCCCCGCAUCACACAUCUUCAUUCGCGAUGAGCUUUCGGACGCAGAAGGGCGACUGGCAGAGCUAGCGACUACUCUUCGUGUACAAACCAAUGGGCACCAGUCCGACGCAUAUCCGCACGCGAACUGGCUCAGGGAGACAAGGGAGAAGGCCAUGACAGGCUACCAGACUCCUCGAGAGGACGACGCACUCUCGCUCAAGGAUGGCAUCUCACGGAAGUCUUUCAAACUAGUCCCGCCGCCUGAUCAGGCAAACUCUGCUCGGGCACGUCUACCUGUCUAUCCACCCAGCCUGCGGUCGGCAUCUCCUACCCCGACCGAGUCGCAGGUCAUGAAACCUCUUCCCCCUCGACCUUCACUCAAAUCCGGGGACGACACGGCGUCGGGAGCAGACCAACCGAUCAUUGACGAGAUUGCGUCCGCACUACGAGAGUGGUACACGCUCAUGUUUCAAUACCUUGCGCGACGGGACUACAAGCUAUUCAUGAUCGUCCGCGAACACCUCGAGGCGCUACAUCUCGGCCGCCGACAACUCCUCGCACAAACGCUCAGCUCCGAGGAAAUCGUUAGCCUACGGCGGGAGUGCGUUGCCAGACUGGUGAGCGGAAACCUGGUGCAGGGCCUGGAUGUCAUCGUGCGGCACCCGGCAGGAGGCGGACUCGCGACGGUGGACGUGGAGGGCGAGAUUGACCCGCGCAGCUGGAUGAGCGCGUUGCGAAUGUACGCCAUGCAGGUCUCACUCGCUUACAUGGACGUGGCACCGCCCACGCACCCGUACAAGUCGAGGCACAUGGGCAGAUCCUUGGAUUACUCCGCAUCGGCCUCCACCCAAGCACACUCCGUGUUCCCAGACCAAAUUCGGAGACAGCACCCGCGCAUUGUCGGUGCCCUCGGUUCGACCUCCUCACCCCAGCCAGCCAAGGCGAAGUUCUACCACAUCUUCCUUGAUCUCCGUGCAUUCGUCGCGUCGCCGUGUGCCCCAGGCGAAACUGUCGAGCUGUUCUUCCUUCUGUAUAACAAGCAUGAAGCUCGCUUCGUGUCCGAAGAAUUCUGCGUGGUGCUGAAUCAAAAUGGCGUCCUGGCACGGGAUCCUUCCGCUCGCAUUCGUACGCUGUUCACGGACCUGGUUCAGUCUGACGCACAGGACCCGAUCUACCUUGUGUGCAAGAUCGUCCGCAAUGGUUCGUUGAGGAUGGGUAGUAGCAUGGGAGCUAUCCGCGAGGCUGGUGGGCGAAGGACAUCGGAGACGUCGUUACGAGACAGUGUCAUGCCCAACGGCUAUGGAGAUUCAGGCAGUUCGCUGAACGAGCUGCCGACGCACUUCAGGCGACCAUUCGGGUGUGCUGUCCUUGAGCUCACGCAGCUGAACGUGAUGGCAGCGGAGCAAACCGAGGUCUCCGCUACGCGGGAACACACCAUGCCUAUAUAUGUGCCGAGAAGCGAGGCCACUUUCUCAAUGCUUCACCAGGACAUCUUGGAUGGCAAGAGCAAAGAGUAUGAAAAGUCGCCGAGAGCGGAAAUGAUGGUGGUCUCGAUCAAGGUAUUCUACGGAGACGCCCAAACGAUCGUGCGGGAGAACACCUCCCUCUUGCAGGAUAUCCCUCUCAGCUUGCGACUCGGCUUCCCUGAUGUCGUGUUCCCCGGGGAUGUCAGGAACGAACUCUAUGUCAAGCUCUGGAGCGGAGACUUCUCGUCGCAGACGUUGAACCCUCGCCGUAGCAUCACCAACUUCGCUCGAGGACAAGUGAACCCUGUGAGCGGAAACGUCCAGGUAUCAAUCGAGGUGAAGGAUCAUCACGGAAGGACCAUCGAAAAAGUCAUCUCGCAAUGCAGCGGCGAGCCCGAGAUGACGCAGUUCAAGUCGAUGGUUUUCCUGCGCACUAGCCAGCCGACGUUCGGUGAGAUGAUCAAGGUGAAGCUGCCUUUCGAGGGCGCGCAGCAGUGGCACCUAUUCUUCACGUUCCGACAUCGUAGCUCGCGAGAACGUCCCACAGGGAGAGGAUCCGAUGCGCCGGAACGUCCGUUUGCGUUCGCGUUCCUGCCGCUCUUCCCCGAUGGCCGUGCGUUCUUGGAGGACGGUGCACAUACGCUGGUUCUCUAUAACGCCGACAGGCUGACCCAGGUCAACGCGGAUAUGUACUUGGCCGCUACGCCUUGGCUACCAGGAAGCCAGAGGUCGGAACAGGUUCUAGUUCCAGUCGAGAUGCAGAAGAUUGCCCCGCCUCUCAAGGACAGUCUCAUCGUCCGUUCGUCCCUCUGCUCGACGAAAUUCACACAGAACUCGGUCUUACUCAGCCUCUUGAACUGGGAGCAAUUGCCGGACAAGGAGGUGCUUUGCACGGUAUUGAGCAAGUUCACGUUCGUGGGUGAGGUCGAGAUCGUCAAGUUCCUUCGAGACAUCUUCGACUCCCUCUUUGCGAUUCUGUCCUCCUCAUACAACCAGACGGGCGACAUGGACCACCUUGUCUUCAAUGCCUUGGUGACCGUUUUGGGUAUCGUCCAGGAUCGCCGGUUCAGCAACUUCCAACCUGUGCUGGACGUCUACAUCGAGAAGCAUUUCGGCUCGACCACCGCCUCUUCGCACAUCAUCCAUUCCAUGAAUCGGCUCCUCCAAAACCCCACCGCGAACGAAACAGCGUCGGGUUUGCGUUCGGCGCUCAAGGUCUGGCACUACAUCGUCAAGUUCAUUGUGCGUUCGAGAGAGCUCCAGAAGGCGAAGGAGAUCGGUCUCGAUGGUGGCGUCAUCGGCGAGCACCUUGAGACGACCUUUGCGCGAGAAGUACGAUCGCACCUGUCGGAGGUCAACCGCAUGAUGUCCACUACGACGCCGGCCUCCAUCAUCGGCACGCAAACCAUCGCCCUUCAGCAUUUCUCGUCGAUUCUUCCAGAGCUGAGCAAGGUCUACAACACCGUAGAGCUCGUGACUAUCGUGACGCAGUUUGCCAAUGCGGUCGUUACAAACAAAGGCAAGAUCGGCAUCUGGAAGUUGAUCAUGUACCUUCAGGUCGUCAAGAGCUUCCUGUUCGACAACCCUCAAUCUCGCGCUCUGCUUGUGGAGAACAUCGUCUUCUGGUUGAAGCCUCACUUUGGUCGCUACGACGACUAUGUCCAGACGCAGCCAGGUGACUCCGAGAACGCGCGUGAGCAAGCUCGCGUUCAGUGGUUGGAAUGUACAAGGCUCUCUGUGACGGUUAUUGCUGUCAUGCUUGACAAGUGUCUUCAACAACUCGUCAACCCUGCAGUUGUCUCCGAUCGUCAUCUUCUGAAGCAAGAACAAGACAACAUUGAGUACAAUUUGCUCACACUGAUACCUAGGUUGUUGGACUCGUAUAUCGAGUACCAGAAUCCGUUGUCUCACAGGGCUCUUGAACGCGGUCGAUCGACUCUGCCGACCUCAUCCUUGUAUCCUGUCACAUUCCCUGAGUCCUACCCAUUUGCAAUGCUUGGACAGCUUCCGAAGAGUCCUACAGCAGUAUCUGGGUCGUUUGACAACCGUCCAGACUUCAUUCCCGGUCUUGGUGAAGCGGCGAUCGUACUCUUGGUUUUAGUCCUUGCUGCACCCAAGAGGCAUCUUCUCGGCUUCCUGGAGUCUAUGCUAGAGAUCGAAGGACCCGACAACUUCUCGGCAUUCCUUUCGAAGUGCUUCAAAGUCGCGGUGUCCAUCAUCAACAACGAUGCCUUUCCCAAGAACUGGUUGAACGUCAAUGUACUCGCCCACAAAGUGCUCAUCAAACUCAUGGAUCCGAUUGCGACUCUGCUUGAACGCGACUUCGUUCCACAAGGGCAGCCAGGUCGCGAGUUCAAUCCGACGUUGUGGAGGGAGGCCUUCCACGUAUUGCUGAAGAUACUCUCAUCGGAACACCUAGUCAUAGAGGAGUUCAUACCGCAGAAACGUCGUGCGGUCUGGCGCCUCGCGGGAGAUAUUCGAGGCGAAGGUGCAGCCUUGCUUCUCCGGCUGUGGGAAGCUCUUGGCUGGUCUGAAGAGGAGAUGUUGAACAGCACAGCGGACAAGCCUUUCAUGAACUAUCAGGCUGCCUUGAGUCCUCUCGUGGGCCAAGUCGUCAACCUUUGCCUAAGUCAUCACGACAUGCUUCGCAACAACGCGGUUCAUAUCCUAUACUGCAUGAUCAUCUCUGAGUAUUACGUUUCUGGGAACUUCGAUCACAUCGAGCACGAGCUGGUCAGCAAGCUAGACACGCUCUUCAUGUCAGACAGCAAAGGCGACGACAUCUCUCGAGCGUUCUUUAUCUCCUUCAUCAGGAACCUUUUCGAUAGCUCGGACGUUGACGAACAACUGCGGGCGCGCGUUACCAACUUCCUCAGCGAAGUCGAUAUGUUCCUGGAGUUGCUGCUGAGCGUGCGGGCGCUCCCGGAAGGUGAAGAAUUUGCCGACGAUCGGGUCAUUGCCACGCUUCGCCUUAUGAAUUUCAUCCGGCGGAUCGGACGGGACGAGAUCUACAUUAAAUAUGUCCACCAGCUCGUUAACAUGCACCUUCAAGCUCAAAACUACGUGGAGGCUGCUCUGACGCUGAAGCUGCAUGCCGACCUACACGACUGGGAUCUGAACUCAUUCGCUCCUCCGAUGGAAGAACUGGGAUUGCCGCAACAGUCGCAUUUUCACCGCAAGGAGACGCUCUGUCUUCUCAUCCUAGACUACCUCGGCAAAGGCAAGGCGUGGGAGAGUGCCAUAGAGAUCUGCCAGGAGCUCGCGGUACAGCACGCUGAGGUCACAUUCAAUUACGCCCGCCUGGCCGAGAUCCUGCGACACAAAGCUGCGCUCCUCGAGCACAUCAUCACAGACCAGCGCUACUAUUCAGACUACUUCAGAGUGUCCUUCUACGGCCACUUCCCUGCUGCUAUUCGCAACAAGCAGUUCGUCUACCGUGGAUACGAGUGGGAGAAAUUCGGAGCGUUCUGUGAGCGCAUGUUGAACAAACAUCCUGGCGUGCAGCUCCUCAAAACGACUGGCGACCCCCCUGUCGACAUUCGCUUCGGCAGCCAACAAUACAUCCAGUGUACAGCUGUCAGACCUGAACCCGACCGUGAAGCAGCUAUAUUCACAAAUCCAGACGUGUCACCGCAGAUACGCGCAUACUAUGAGCAUAGUGCGAUUAGGGUGUUCAGCUACGAACGCCCGGUACCAAAGGUCACGGCUGAUGGUGCCGAUGAGGUCUGGAUAGAGAGGACGUACCUCACUACAGAAGAGAUGUUUCCUACGGUUCUCCGUCGGUCUGAAGUCGUCGACGCGCAGGUGGUCGAGAUCUCGCCUGUACAGACGGCGCUGAAUGAAGUCGAGCAAGGCACACGGGAACUCGCGGGAUUGAACCAACGGUUCUCGGCUCUGGCGAAGACCUCGCAGUCCGUUCCAACCAACGCACUCGCUAUGGCCCUCAAUACCGCGGUAGAUGCGCCCGUCACGACUGGUAUUGGAGCAUAUCGGCAAGCCUAUCUCACUGGGGAGUAUCUCGCUCGAUAUCCCGAGCGAGCUGAGGAAGUGCAGAAGCUGCGUGACGCGAUUGAUGAGCAGGUCCGGAUGGUGGAUAGUUGCCUACGACUCCAUGGCGAGCUAUGUCCGCCCGAGAUGAUAUCAUUCCAUAAUACUCUCGACAAAUUCUUCCGUAAAAACUUUGCAGAAGAGAUCCAACGGCUGGGUCUCGACCUACAAUCGUCGUCACGUCCGCUCGAGUCGUCGCUGGUGUCCCCGCGCAGCGGCACACGUCCUUUACCGAACCCUCUGGACCAGACGCGACCACAACUGGGCCUGAUGCCGGUGCAAGUAGGCCCAGCGUACAACUCUCCUGCUCUCUCGCCCUUGUCUUCACGGUCGGUUAACGACAACGCCUCAGUGGAACUACUACCCCACAACAAGCAGACCCCUCUGCAGAGGCACCUGGCCCACCUGGCCCGACACGGGUUCAACGGAGUCUCCUCUGGCCCAGGCGACGCCGGGGGGGACAACAUGUCCGAGGAGAGUCCUCGCGAUUCAUUCAUUGCCACUGGUGGCAUUCCUAUCACCAACCUUUCCGGGGCGGCGUCCGUCUCAAUGUCCACAAUGGGCGGCAGUAUUGGGUCGAUCCGCGGUCGAUUGUCAAAAUUCUCUAGCCUCAACUUCGCGCGGAGGGACAUGUGAUACCAGACGACUAACAUUGUAGUGGGUUUGCGUUGAUUUAUUUCGUGCGAUAUUUGAUCAUUUUUCCUGUCAUUUAUACCUUUGCUUUCGACCUGCUUGGUUUCGCUCCGAUGGAUCCUUGUAUAGUAUUCGUACUCAAUGUGUCGUGUAGUGUACCGAGGGCUUGUUUCUCAGCCAGCGUAAUCCAAAGUAUGAAUCUC
Messenger RNA from Rhodofomes roseus, 6984 nucleotides. RefSeq names its product cytoplasmic protein. Gene Ontology annotation, cellular component: plasma membrane; cytoplasm. NCBI's taxonomy places the organism in Eukaryota, Fungi, Basidiomycota, Agaricomycetes, Polyporales, Fomitopsidaceae. The record is from RefSeq and is a predicted model, not a curated record. Gene Ontology annotation, biological process: small GTPase-mediated signal transduction. The coding region runs from base 254 to 6784 and encodes 2176 amino acids. The transcript is spliced from 13 exons. Gene Ontology annotation, molecular function: guanyl-nucleotide exchange factor activity; small GTPase binding.